Nilaparvata lugens (brown planthopper) is the source of this 9139-nucleotide messenger RNA. RefSeq names its product histone-lysine N-methyltransferase, H3 lysine-79 specific (gene gpp). Gene Ontology annotation, cellular component: nucleus. Gene Ontology annotation, molecular function: histone H3K79 methyltransferase activity. The transcript is spliced from 22 exons. The record is from RefSeq and is a predicted model, not a curated record. Lineage: Eukaryota; Metazoa; Arthropoda; Insecta; Hemiptera; Delphacidae. Gene Ontology annotation, biological process: DNA repair; DNA damage checkpoint signaling; regulation of transcription regulatory region DNA binding. The coding region runs from base 179 to 4903 and encodes 1574 amino acids.
UUUUGCAUUGUCAGUUUGUACAGUUUCUCUGUUUCCAUCAUGGCGUGUGCUGGUGUGAGCGUUCGUUUGGUUCGCGUCGUUGAAAUUCAUCAAUGACACAAGUGUUUUGCUUUUAGGUGAAGUGAAUAAUGAAUUUGUGAUGAAUCGAAGUGUUUAGUUUUUUUAAUAAUUGCGAGGAAUGGCGCAGGAAUUGGUUCUACACAGUCCAGUUGGAGCCGAGGCUGUUGUUUAUCAAUGGCCCUUGACUUCUGGAAGGGGAGCAGAGAAACAUGAUGGCGCGGCGGAAAUAGUAGAAACAAUAAGAUGGGUGAUCGAGGAUUUUCCUCAACUGAAACUGCCUGUAGAAAACAACAUUCUCACCGACUAUGACACCAAAAGCUACACUAGUAUGAAAUCGCUCUGCGAUAGAUUCAAUAGAGCAAUAGACAGCAUGGUCAGCAUGUCGAAAGGCACGUCGAUAACGAGAGUGGGCAAACAUCCGUCGCGUGGCCUGCUGCGACAUAUCCUGCAGCAGGUCUACAACCAGGCAGUCUGCGAUCCGGACAAGUUGAACCAGUACGAACCGUUCUCGCCCGAGGUGUAUGGAGAGACAUCCUACGAUCUAAUAUGUCAGAUGAUAGAUCAGAUUAAAAUCACCAAAGAUGAUGUGUUCGUGGACCUGGGUUCGGGUGUCGGGCAGGUGGUUCUACAAAUGGCUGCUGCCACUCCUUGCAAAAUAUGUUUCGGAGUAGAAAAGGCUGACGUUCCAUCCAAGUAUGCACAGGAUAUGAACGAUAACUUUCGUAAAUGGAUGGGCUGGUAUGGUAAAAACUUUGGCAAGUACGAACUGAUCAAGGGCGACUUCCUGAGUGAGGAGCACCGCGAGAAGAUAGUGACGGCGACCAUCGUGUUCGUGAACAACUUUGCGUUCGGGCCGACCGUCGACCACAUGCUCAAGGAGCGCUUUGCUGACCUCAAGGACGGCGCGCGCAUUGUGUCUUCCAAGUCGUUCUGUCCGCUCAACUUUCGCAUCACUGAUCGCAACCUCAGUGAUAUUGGGACGAUAAUGCAUGUGUCUGAAAUGUCACCAUUGCGUGGCUCUGUAUCGUGGACUGGCAAACCUGUUUCUUAUUAUCUUCACGUUAUUGAUAGAACUAAGCUGGAAAGAUAUUUUCAAAAGUUGAAGACUCCCAGAUCGAGGAGUGCAAUAAACGCGGCAGCAAUGAAUGGUGUGAAUGUGGAAGAGGCGGCCGCCGAUUGUGGAGCGGCCAGUGGUUCGGACCAGCGCUAUGGAUCGCGCGAGCGUCGGCGUCGCGACAUCGCUGCCAAGCCUGCGCCUAUUGACUCCUCAGAGGAGGAGAACGAGCCUGACGUCGUCGAGACAAGAAAAUCUCAGACGAAGAAAUUGGGCAACAAGAAGUUACCAGCGCGCGCCGGCAAACCGCCUCCAGCCGCGUCUCACGUUCGCAGCCAGUCGGUGCCGUGUGGAGGCAGCAUGGGUGGGGGUGGAGGCGGAGGCGGCAGACGCACCAAGGCGCGGCCGAAGCGUGGACGCGCCAAGAAGCAGAUCAAAAUCACCGGACUCGACCUCUUGCACAGUCAGACUUUGCUCAGCACUUCGCCGCAAGCUAUGGGUGGGAAGAAGCUGCCGCCAGCGCCGGGCUGCGUGGACCAGCAGCUGACGUCACUGACUGCGGUGGCUGCACGCGACGUGCACGCAGAACUUGACAUCCCAGCCGAGCCGCAAGCGACGCCCUACGCGCUGCAAGUGCUGCUUGACAUAUUCCGCGAACAGUACAUGGCCAUGGUUGACGUCAUCAAGACGCCUCAGUACCGGCGUACCCUUGAUCAACAGAUCAAUCAGGAGAAGGAGCGUAAUGAGAAGCUAAAGAGUCGCGCGUUGCAGCUGGAGAAACAGAUCAAGGUGCUGAUUGAUGACAGUGUGGCACUGUUGCGCACGCGCAUGAACGAGCUAGGCAUCAACGCGACCACGCCCACUGACCUGCUCGCCAAGGCCAAGGAGAUUGUCAUGAGGCACAAGGAGUUGCAGGCAAAGGUGAGCAAACUGAACGUGCAGGUGACGUCAUUGGAAGACGAACAGCAACGGCUGGUGGUGAAGCGACACGCCGAGAGCCAGGCAGCGCUGGCUGCAGCUGCAGCUGCAUCGUCAACUGCAUCACUGGCUGCACCGCCCGAUGCAACUGCACCCAAUGCAUCGGCUGCAGUGCCAGCUCAGCCGCAGCCACAGCCGCAGCUCACCAAGGAGCAACUGCUCAAGGAGAUCUGUGCCACCAUGAGUCGGCGCAAGAAGCUUCAGUCUCAGGUUACCCGUAUCGAAUCUGAGCUGGUAGCGUUGGAGAAGCGUUCAACAGCGGCCAUGCCUCCGAACGGGAUAUCGGUGAAGAGCGUGGGUGGAGUGCCGGGGGCCAGCCAGACAGGAGUGCGCCCUGCCGCCCCCGCAGAGCUCGGCCAGCAAGUAGCGAAGGGAGGCGGCAGUGAGGUGGGGGCAGUGAAGCCGGCACGCAAGUCACGUGAGCAUCGGUCAAGGUCGCAGGACUGGCCUGACGUGCCCGAUGUCGGCAAGAUACAGGAGAACAACCCGGAGAUACUGGCGCGCAAGAUACUCGAGACUGGCCGACAGAUUGAGGCCGGCAAGAUCAGGGGCGAGGCUAGGUCAAACCACCACCACCAAUCAUCUUCAUCGUCUCGUUCGAAAGGAAGUCAUCAACAUCGUCAAUCCAGCAUCAACUCAACAACACCAAACGCAUACGCCAAUCAGAACAACAGCAAUGACUCGAGUAUGACUCAUCAUAACUUAGCUAGUAAUGCUCAUCACCAUGAGUUUGGACGUAACAACAACAGCAGCAGUACAAACAGUAGCAGUCAUCAUCAACAACAACACCAUAGCAGCAAUCACCAUAGUACAAGUAGUAAUCAUGUUGUGAAUGGACGCCCCGCCGCUGCGCCGCCCCAGGAACCGCCUCGGGUGGCCAACUUUGAGGACCGACUCAAGAGCAUCAUCACGCAUGUGCUCAAUGAAGACCACGAGCAGAGGAAGCAGCAGCAACAACAGCAGCAGCAGCAGAUGCAUCAUGUCAAUGGAACUAAUGUUGUUAGACAGGUGGAACAACCGUCAGUUGGUGUACCAGUCUCGUCAGCUCAACCAGUGCAUUACCUCAACCACAACCACCACAAUCACAUGCAGCAACAGACGCAACACCACAACCACCCGAUGCAACAUGCUUCUCACCCCCACUCACACCCGCACUCCCACCCCCACCAUCAGCAUCAGAUGUAUCAGCAGCAUCUACUUCAGCAGCAGCAGUCGGCUAGCAACGUUGCCGCCGCCUCUCAUGCUGUGCCGCCUCCAAUCACCGCCCCCGUCACUGGGGCCGGUGCUAGCUGGCCGCCUCCACCGCCCCUGCCGAGGCCUGCGCAGUUGUCGGCGUUGCAUGUGCAGCAGCCCGACUACACACAGGUAAUUGUCUCUCCAGCCAAGUUGGCGUUGAGAAGGCACCUAUCUCAGGAGAAGCUGGCUGCCACACAGGGCGUAGUGGCCACUCGCACCAUAGGUGAUCUCGUGUCCGGCGAAAUCGAGAGGACACUUGAAAUAUCUAAUCAGAGCAUAAUAAACGCGGCGGUGGAUAUGAGUACGGUGGUGAGUGUGACGACCACUCCGAGCACACCCACACCAGGCGUUGCGUCUGCCAGUGUACUGCAGCGGCCUGAGCGCCCCCCACCACCGCCCCCACCCUCAGCCGGUCUCCCAACCCCCACUCAGCCACGCACAGGGCGCUCGUCUUCUGCCACCACUUGUCAACCUCUUGUCACGGUGAGCUCGACGACGAAUGAGAGCAGAUACACGCCGGUGGCGCUGCCCCGCGCCGACAUCAAGCCCUACCAGGAGUCGUUCUUUGUCGACGUCAAGCCACCCACGCACACCUUCACGUCGGCCCCUGCCCCACCUGUCGCUGCCUCCGCCCCUGUCACUGCCCCCGAGCCUGUCGAAGGAUUAGCAGCAACGCUGCACGCGAGAAUCCUGAACGGUAGUAGCAGCAGCAGUCAGGAGGAGAGGGAGAGGGAGAGGGGAGGCGGCACCACGCCACUAGUCAUAGUUGACACAAUCAAACAGGAAGAUCUCAGUCCACCCCUGCAGAUAGACGACUCACCACCCCCAGGAGGCCUGUCCGCCCCCGAAGGCGGGCAAGUGCCGUCUCCAGCUGUUGUCGAAAUCAAAACCGAGCCAGGAACGAAACGGAGUUCGCCACCCCCGACGAUCACCUCUCUGUCCCCCCCGCCACCGACCAAGAAGCCGCACCUAGACUCGUCGCCGCCUCCGCCGCCUUCAUGCAUUCCCGCUGCCUCCGAUGAUGGUCUAGACCGACAGUGGCAGGAUAAAAUCAGCAGCGGCUUCGACCGACUGGUGGCAUUCGCCUCCACCGAACUGGACAAGCGGAGGAGGAGCACCGAGGGAGGGGGCGGGGGAGGAGCCAGCUGCAACACCAGCCCCGACAGUGGCAUCGGACAUGGCGACCCUGUGUCCCUGCCCCCCUGUCCUGUGGGGGGCUCCAAGUCCACCAGCCCCAACCCCAAGAUGCCCCGUCUCUAUCGACCGUGUGACUCGCCACCCCCCAUCCUGGAGGCGGGCCCCCCUCGAACCCCUUCACCCUCCAGCUCCCCGCCCCCACCGCUGCUGCCUCUCGAAGGCCCCUACUCCCCCGUGCCCCCCUCCAGUCCCCCCCAGCAGCAGCCGCCCUCCCUGGCCCCGUCUGUGCCCCUGCGCUACCAGCGGUCGCCCACCGAGCACUCCUCGGCUUUCAAAAAGAAGUUCUUCCACCACAAGGGCAAGUUCCGUCCCAAGGGCAAGGUAUGGGAUUGGCAUCAGACAAACACCACCACCUCCAAAGGUGACUCCUGGUGCUAACCUAACCGUUCACUGCUGCAAAAUACAAAUGUAUCUUACAAUUAAUAACUUGGCAGCUUGUGGACGAUCGAAACCUUACUCCUCAAUUUGUUGUAAAAGUUGUGCACCAUUUGCCGUUCACACAAACUUCAGUCAAUGUUUCAUCAAAAAUAUUAACAAUUUUGAUUGUAGUUUGUGUUACCGGCUGUUAGUUAUGCUCUGGAACUGAGCUCUAGCUUGAUAUAAAAUCUAGACGUUCACACAAACUUCAGUCAAUGUUUGAUCAAAGAUUAACAUUUUUAAUCGUAGUUUGUGUUACCGGCUGUUGGUUAUGCUCUGGAACUGAGCUCUAGCUUAAUACAAUAUUCAAUGUUAAGUCAAAAAAAUCGAUUUGGUGCCGUUUCAAAUCAGAUUUCUUCAUUAUAAUUGUUCUCACAUUCUAUUAACUGCAGAUCUAGUGGUCCUGCUUUGUUAUUGAUUGGAUUUCGAAUCCACUCUAUUAUGAACAACCUUCAGGUUUUCACGUUUUUCUAAUACCGUACAAAAAAUGUAUUGUAUAAUACACAUGAAAAAUAUUGGAUUUCAGUAUGUUAACGUUGUGUCUACAAUAAAUACAAUUUUUUCUUUGCUUGACGUUAUCCAGAGCUGUCAAACGAAGUGUUGCACGACUUCUGAGUUGGAAAUUGAAGACAUUUUACUGGGUUAGAAGUACGUUAGUUGAUAAUCUAUGAUGUUAGUUAGAUUAUGAUAAUUAUUCAUUAAAUUAUGAAUAAAUAGUAAAUUAAUCAAGAUGUCUGAUUCAGUGGAAAUCUCCAACCGAAAAUCUAAGGAAUUUCCCUGUAUCUUAGGUGCCAAAUCAGAUUCUUUAUUGAAUUGUGACUAUCCACAACUGGAUUUUUCAUUCUAGUGAAUGAUGGUUUGAUUUGUUCAUUUGUUCUGAAAGUUUAUAAAGCUUUUACAGCAACGAAAAUGAAAUGAAAAAGAUUUUAUUCAUCCAAAGAAUAGUACAAUAAAAGAAAAAUCAGUAUCUUAUCAUCGAAACAUAGAAAUUUUUACCGAAAACUGUUGAAUAUUUUAAGAACACUUUAUAAGUAAAGCACUGCAUGUAUUCCGUAUGAAAAUAUUUUUUGUUGUAUACAUUCAUAACCUCAUUAUCAAAGUCCCAUAUUAUAUACUCUUUCUAGUAUUAAUGAAACAUAGUGAUAAAGUUCAUUAUAGUUUUUAUUUGAAUUAUUUUAUUCAAAAUAAUGUUUCACACUGUCAAGUGAGUUGCACCUGCUACGAUAAUGAUAAAUUGCAUUAAAUGUCAUUAAUUUUAUAGUCCUACAGUGAAAACAAUCCAAACUACCUCUGAGAAAUGCAGUAACAUACUUCUCUAGCUAUGGCAUGUCAAUUGUUCAUGUUGACUUAUCUUAUAACUUUUAUGAUCUAUCGUUUUUAUUAAACCUGACAAACUUGAUUUUAAUUUUUGGUACAUUAUUUUCGGUUGUGAGAGAUUCCACUGUAGUAGUAAACUGAUCUUGAAUUUAUGGGCUUAGCAUGUAAUAAACAGACCCACUGCCAUUUCUCUCAAGUGAUGUUUGUGAAAUUGAUAAUGAUUCUUAAUUUUUUUUGAAACUGGACAAACUGCUGUGUUAUUAACAAGUUUGGUUGUGAUGAAACCCUGGAAACACAUACAAACGCAUGAAACACAAGUAACAUUUAUUUAUUUAUUAUUCAUAGACAAUGGCUAGAAUUCAGGUAAAAACAACAGGCAUUCCCCCAACCUUAAUUUAAAAUAAACAGUCUAGAGUUCAUGAUUUGAUUUAAAGGAUAUGCUAAAAUCCAAUAACAACUCAAUUUGAUUGUGAGAAAAUGCUUCAAUCAUUCUGUUAACUUGAAAUAUCUUGUAAAUAACUCUGUGAUUAUGGAUUCCUUUAUUGCUGUUCACUUCAAAUUGAUUCCAAAUGAUCACUCCAAACUAGUGCGAUAUUUGUGACCAGUGUUUCAUUGCAAACUCUUUAUGAAGAACUAAAGACUAGUAGUUUGUCAUUAUUGUACCUGUAGUUUCUACAAAGUGAUCGACGUAAUAUUUAUGCACUACGCAAAUGUGUAAUUAGCCUAAGUUAUUAUUCACAUGAAUUGAUUUAAAAGACUCGAGGAAAAUUAGAUUUAUAACUUGUUUAUGAAGGGUUUCUUCUUAAGUAAAGGCAUUAAUAGAGUAAAGUGGUGGGAUCCAUAUAGUAUUAUCGAAAAAAGUUUCAAAGUUGAUUAAAUUUAGAUAUUUUUAACGAUGGUAAAUUUUAUUUUUAUUCUUAUAGAACAGGAAAUAUGAAUUAUGAGUCAUGUACUCGGUUCCUAUUAUAUUUUUGAACAUUUUAAAACUAUUAGUCUGAAAUUAAAUUUGAAAUUGAAUUUCUUAGUGAUUUAGAGUUCCUGAUUUCCUAAAUAAUAUGAAAUGGUUUGAUAGGUCUCUUUUAUAUUCAUAACUGGAAGCAAAUGUUUUUAGAAAAAAAUUGAUAGAAAAUUAUAUAUUAUAAAAAAUUGUGGUUUCGUUGGUAUCUUAUUACUCUGACACGUUUUUGGACUUAGUUGUACUUCCGUUAAACGGAUGAUCACUAAACGAAGAUUAACGGAGGAACUAGUUAUUCUUAUCAACAUCCUUCCCAUCACUCUUAUAAGAUUGGACCUGAAAAAGAACAAAUAAUAAUAUUUUGUUUAUUUCGAUGCACUACUUCUUUUAAAAUCUCGUUUAUUUAAAUUGUUCGAAACCCAAAAUUAGAUAACCUGCCGGUACAUUUCAUGAUAAUCGUUUGUUUACCGUUGUAAUAAGGAAUUGGAAUGGUGACAAAUAUUAUUAUUCCUUCAAAAGCUUUAAUAUUAUAUCAAGUAGUUGUUUUUAACAAAACUUGUAAAAUGUGCUGGAAAUGAUUCAUUUUUUGUUUAAAUACUGUAGUUCUCCCUACUUUCUCUUAGUCAAUCUGAACACAAAAAUCUUGUUGAUUUCAAUUUUUUUUCAAUGUUUCUGCUUUAAUACAGUUAUUGUUUAGUUUUUAUCUUUGAUAACCCGAUUUUUUCGGCCGUUAAUUUUUGUAUAUUGAAUUUGAAGUUUUUGUUCGAGUUGAAAAUUACCUAGAUUAUUCUUAAUUUAGCGAAACGUUUUGUAUAGAAUAAAUAAUUUUCAAAUUAUUAUUUUGAAAAUAUUGUUGAACUGCUUAAUAAUGUUGAAUUUUUGUUGAUGGAUAGUUUAAUUGUAAUGUAAUGCAGUGAUACCAUUCGAUAAGGAAAUGAGUAUUCAGUAGCUGGACGAGUGUGUUCAAAAAUAUUGUAAUAAUAUUAUUAAGGUAAUAAGAUAAAUAUUGUAAUUGCGAGUUUGCUGUGAGUUUAGUUUUUCAAUUUAAGGUGAUUUAUUAAUAUUAUUACAUUGGGAUAGCCUACUGUUAAUGGUAUUUAUAUCGGCUUAAGCUCUGUGAGAAGUAUUUAGAUUUUAGAAUUUGUUUUGUAAAAUAAAAUAAACUAUGGUCAAAUAAACUCAACUUAUAAAACAAAUAAUAUUUAUUUGUAAAAAUUGAAUAAACUAAUAUAAAAUGUACGUAGACUACUUACUUUAGUCAUGUGAAACACCACAUGAAUAAUAAUGAAUAUGUCUCAGAAGAAUUCUGUUAGAGACUAUUGCUAAUUACAAACAAUAAUCAUGUUUAGCUUAAUAAAAUUGAUGAAAUUCGCUUUAUGUACAAAAAAUGAUAGCAGAUAGAAUAAAUUUGAUUGCAGUACUGUGUAUGACUUAUAUCACUGCCAUCUCUGAUUUUGUCAUUGAUUGUAAAUGUACUGCCAAGUCACUGCCAUCAAACAAUGUGUAUUUUAGUCAAUACAGUUUUUUUGCAAAUAACUCAUGGUUUAAAAAUUACCGAGUUUUUAAAUAUUGUUCAUAAUUUAAAAAAAUCACUUUUGUUAAUAAAAAGAACUCUUACUUGAAGAGAACGGUGUACAAGCAAAUACCGUUUAAUGAAACACAAAUUAAUUGUUAAAUGUACUAAAACUCAAUAUUAUUCCUAUUAUAAUUUAACUAAGUAGAAUGCCAGUAAACCUUUGAAUUUUCUAAAUCGUUGGUUUUUAUUCUUAUUGGAUGGUACGUUUCAAUUAGUUUAAUAAUGGAAUACUUGUAUGUGAAUGUUUAUACAAUUUAAUGGAUUGAUUGGUAUGAGUUAUAAUAAUAAUUUAUACGUUGUGUAAAUAAAUUAAUGUAAUAAAUACAUUGGAGAUGAUCUUUAAACGUCA